This is a messenger RNA of Chrysemys picta bellii (western painted turtle), 7775 nucleotides long. It is a transcript of the gene ARSI, whose product is annotated as arylsulfatase family member I. Lineage: Eukaryota; Metazoa; Chordata; Testudines; Emydidae. The record is from RefSeq and is a predicted model, not a curated record.
GCUGGGGGUCGUGGUGAGGAAUGCCAGACAGGCCUACCAGGAGCCUUGAUGCAUCUGGAGGGUGAAGCAUCCUGUUUAAAACCUUCAGGUUCAGAAAAAUGAAAAUGCCUCCAGGAAUGUGGGCAAGAAACCUCUGCGUGCUGGUCCUGGAAUUAGUUCCCUGCACACAUCAGAGAAGGAGACAUCCACGCUGCAGCUAUAAAGCAGGGGAACAGAACCAGUGUUAGGACCCUGCAGGGCUCUGGGCUUCCCAGCUCUUUUUCCUUGAAGUCAGUGAAAGAACUGGGAGGGGCUGAAACUCAGGCUCCCCUUAAACCUGGCUGCUUAUCCUGUCUCCUGGGCAGAUGUUACAACUUUCUGCCUUCUCCUCCAGUCUGUUCAGGAGGGAACUUUCUCUUUUCCCCUCUGGCUCUGCUCUCAUCACUUGGUUGGCAGUCUGAGCAAAGCUAAGCAGGGAGCUUCCAGAGCUCUUUGUCCAGUUUUGAAAAACUUCAGGGAUUCUUGAGGGAGCUAAUUUGGAAGAAGCGGAAAGGAAAAACAAAAGAAAACAAAGGGAGGAAGAAAGGAGAAUAAUGGUGAUCUGGUCUUGCCAAGAAAUCUUUUCCGUGCAAACUGUGAAGAAGGGAGAACCUGGCUCAUCACCGUGGGGUGAGGAAGAGGACUCAGCAGCUGUGGACUUGAACUUUGGCUCCAUCUUCCACUGGAGUUUACAUAAAAAGAACAUCUUCUGCUGAGGCAGGGCUCAGUGAGCCAUUUGGCUAGCCCGGCGUUCAAACAGCUGAAUGGGACAAGAAUCCAGCUUGGUCUCUAGCCGGGUUUUUGGGUGGUUGUAUUAAAAACGAGACAUUGCAGCACUUUUGGAAACUUAAUAACAUCACAGAGGAAAUUAACUUUAUGGUGCAUGUGUCUUUGACUGUAUCAGCGUGAAGAUUAUUUUCUUUUUACUGAAAACAGCGCUACAGCGCGGGUGGAUUUCAUUGCUUUUAUUUAUUUUUUUUUAAAGAGAGAGAGAGAGUUGUUUCUAGAAAACUUGCCAAAGGAAUUUGAAAGAACAAACCCUAGGGUGGGAGGGUAGAUUGUGAUUUUUUUUUGGAGGAGGAAGAGAUCUCCUAUUCCUCUUUCUCAGUGGAAGAUGCUUGGACAAUAGCCUCCCUUAGAGGUCUGAAUGCUUGGUCCAGCAUGGCUGUUUAUGCUCUCACAGGUUUCUCGCUAGUCAGCCUGCUUAGUUUUGGCUACUUGUCCUGGGAUUGGAUGAAACCCAGCUUGGUAACGGAUGUUUCCAUGGACCCAAUGGAGAAAUCGCUCCCUCCUGCCUUUUCCAAGCCACCUCACAUCAUCUUCAUUCUGACUGAUGACCAGGGGUAUCAUGAUAUUGGGUACCAUGACUCAGACAUACAGACACCAAUGCUAGACAGGCUAGCAGCAGAAGGAGUUAAACUGGAGAAUUAUUACAUCCAGCCCAUCUGUACCCCAUCCAGGAGCCAACUUAUAACGGGCAGGUACCAGAUCCACACGGGCCUUCAGCACUCCAUCAUCCGACCCCGGCAGCCCAACUGCCUGCCCCUGGAUCAGGUCACGCUGCCCCAAAAGCUGCAGGAAGCCGGCUACUCGACGCACAUGGUGGGCAAGUGGCACCUUGGCUUCUACAAAAAGGAAUGCCUGCCCACCCGGCGAGGCUUCGACACCUUUCUGGGCUCCCUGACGGGCAACGUGGAUUACUACACCUACGACAACUGCGACGGACCCGGCGUCUGCGGCUACGACCUGCACGAAGGGGAGAACGUAGCAUGGGACCAGAGUGGGAAGUACUCCACCUUCCUCUAUGCUCAGCGAGUGAGCAAGAUCCUAGCCACCCAUAACCCCAAGGAGCCCAUCUUUAUCUAUGUGGCGUUCCAAGCCGUGCACACGCCCCUGCAGUCCCCCAAAGAGUACAUCUACCGCUACCGCUCCAUGGGCAACGUGGCUCGGCGCAAAUACGCCGCGAUGGUGACGUGUAUGGAUGAGGCCGUGAGGAACAUCACCUGGGCACUCAAGAAGUACGGUUACUAUGACAACAGCGUGAUCGUGUUCUCCACGGACAACGGCGGGCAGACGUUUUCCGGGGGAAGCAACUGGCCUCUGCGAGGCCGCAAAGGGACCUACUGGGAAGGCGGGGUCCGCGGCAUUGGCUUUGUCCACAGCCCCCUGAUCAAACGCAAGCGCAGGACCAGCUGGGCACUGGUCCACAUCACAGACUGGUACCCUACGCUGGUGACCCUGGCUGGGGGCAACGUGUCUGAAGCCGAGGGCCUGGAUGGGUACAACGUGUGGCCAGCCAUCAGUGAGGGCAAGGAGUCCCCGCGCACCGAAAUCCUACACAAUAUCGACCCCCUCUACAACCACGCCAAGCACGGCUCCCUGGCGGGUGGCUUUGGCAUAUGGAACACAGCUGUGCAGGCCUCCAUACGGGUGAGGGAUUGGAAACUGCUGACUGGUGACCCCGGCUACAGUGACUGGAUCCCACCUCAGAUGCUGACCAACUUCCCAGGGAGUUGGUGGAACCUGGAGCGGCUGACGGACAGCGUGCGCAAAUCCGUCUGGCUCUUCAACAUCACGGCCGACCCCUACGAGCGCGACGACCUGUCGGACCAGCGCCCGGACGUGGUCAGGGCUCUCUUGAAGAGGCUGGUCCAUUACAACCGGACUGCAAUCCCGGUUAGGUACCCGGCCGAGAACCCCCGGGCCCACCCGGACUUCAACGGUGGUGCCUGGGGGCCGUGGGCCAGCGAGGAGGAAGCGGAGAAUUGGGAGGGAGGUGGCGGGCCGCUGAGAAAUAAAAACAAGAAGAAGAAGUGCAAGAUCUGCAAGCUGCGCUCCUUUUUCCGGAAGCUGAACACCAGGCUGAUGUCAAACCGCAUCUGAUGGGGCUGCCGCAGAGCUCCGGAUGCAGCUGCUCAAGGUGGGUGUUCCAAAUGGCCAGGACAAUGGGAGGGAGAGAGGCAGAUGGUCACAGAGACAGCAGCGCCUUCUCAUUUUCCCUUGCACCAUUGGACACAUGCACGGGGCCAACCAUGCACAAAAGCCUCCAGAUGUCUUUCCCUCCGGUCUCCCCCAAAUUGAGCAACCUGUAGGGAGCAGGUGUCCAGGUUAGGGUGGCCGAGGGAGAGUGACGGGGGUCCUACAAUCCUGUUUAGUGGACGUUACAGCUGUCGCAGGUUGUCGAGCUGUCCAGCCCGUUCCAGUGCAAAAGAAUGAAACUUGUCUUAAGCGAUCAACUCAGGGACCAGUUCAAACGCACCAUCCUGGGAACAAAGCUUUAAACGCAGAUCAAACCCACGGUACUUGAAGGUGCAUGGGGAUGUUCUCGUGUGGUUCAUAUGAGGACGGCUGGCCUGCUGAAGGCUGCUCUCAGGUUGUCUGUCACUAUAAAAUGUGCUGUCACCCGAUGGAACCCUAGUGAGUGUGCCACAUCAUGUGCCCCUGCUCUGGGAAAACAGCCUGUCAGUCCUCACUCAGCCCCGGCCACAGCUUUUUCCCCCUGAAGACUCUACGGCAGGUGGUAGUGCGGAGAAGGCGAGGCGACUUAUUUUUAUGUCGAAGGUCCCUGGCUCAGAGACCAGGCAGAGCCUGGGACAGCAAGAGAAUACUAUCUCUAAUGGACACAAAGGCAAACAGACGGUAUAUGGGCCUGGAUCAGCCUGGCCCUGCAGUGUAUUGGAGACACGUUUGCACUGAGAACUUGUGGGGCGUUAGCUGUUUCAAUAUAAAGCAACCCCAGGUUACACUCAUCUAUCGUACAGACGCAUGCAUGUACCACACACGUGGACACAUAUGUGUGGAUUCACUUACACCCCCCGCCCCCAACCACAAUGGGUUCGAAAGAAGGCAGCUCCCUGAUUCUCAGCUCCCAGGGGUGUCCUCUGCCAGAUAGCCACCCCCCACCCCCACCUUUGCAGGGACAGCGACACAGCAGAGCAGCUUGCCUGAUGGCCUUGCUGCCAUUUUGAUGCCAACUCUGGAACAGAGGACCGGGUCUCUCGGACACUUGCUCUGCACGGUCUGUUUGAGGGUGUGCAUGGGUUCCCCACAAGAGAAUCCACAAGGAGCUGGUGGUAAAUGCAGUGCAGCUUGGCGACGGGGAUGUAAGGAGGGAUCGGUCUGUAGUAACACCUUGCUGGGCUGCAAACCGCAGACGUCUCUUUUGUUUGUUCCCAGAGCAGUUCCUUACUCAACACACUCCGAUGAUGUGUUUGCACCAAACAGGCACCCACUGCUUCCCUGGCUGCCGAGUGAGUCUCCAUCAUUGCUCGGUCCUGCCAGCAAGGAGGGGACACCAUACCACCCUCCUUCCCUGGGAAGUUAACUGAGGAGAUCAUCCGAGGCCAGUCCUCUCUGAGCGCGACUUGCCGGUCCUCCACUUCCGCUUCCUUCUACGGCUGACCUUUCUGUGGCAUGUGUGAGAGAGAGCGUGAGCCCGUGUGUGCCACGGAUGGGGGCUGGCCAGGAAGAAAGAGGGUAAAUGGCUUUAAAAGCAUUUUUAACAUGUGGCGCAUUUACAUUUACACAAUGCAUUUUACAUUUCUCCCCACAGGUUUCUCUCGGUGCAGUGUGUGUAGGCGACGGCCCUGCUGUGAAUUUUGAAAAUAGCUAUUUUUGUCUCUGGAAAAUGAGGCCUGUUAGGACUUGUCAGAUUUUGGAUGAGCAGUGUGGGCCUUUUUUUUUUUGCAAAAUAACAUUCAUUUUAAAUCUGUCACUGAAGGAUGUGACAACUGGCAGCAUUUUCACUGAAUACCUUGUGGAGUGCUUUCCCCUUGUCGCCGUAUGCGUGUGUGAGGAAAGAGACAGAGACAAGGGGAGGGGAGAGGACUACAAUGACAUUUGUAUUUUUUUAUUAUUAUUUAGAGGAUUGUGAUUUUAUAGAGAAGAAGGGGGAAAAAAACCUCGACAACAAGAGAAAGAGAAAUGGGAGGCCAUGUUACCCUAGAGAUGGGCAAAAAUGGGAGCUUUCGCAUUACCCACAAGCAGGGCAUGAAUCGAUCUACCUGUCUAUACGGUACCCAUCACUGCGCUAUGGCCCCGAUCCUGCAAGUUGUUCUGUGUGAACACCCUCCCCUCCCCCCCAGAGUUCAGUAGGGCUUAGCGUGGGCUCCAGGCCCUGGCCAGGUGGAACAGUUUGCAGGAUUAGAGCACUGUGCAGAGUCUCCUAUCAAACUCACAGAUAGGGCUGGUCGUUUCUCUCUCCUCAUCCCCUGGUUGAGAUCUGGGUCCUGUUGAGCUGCACUCUGCUCCAUUUGGGAGGGAAGUAUUCCAACACUGGGAAUGGGUUCCGGUUCUGGGUCGUCUCUGUGUCAAACGGUGGUGGGCGAAACUGGCAUCAGAACUGGCUUUCCAAAACCAAAGCCAGCAGCGGUAGUGGUGGCUGAGAUUGGAGUUCAGUUUAUUCAGCUCUGCCAUCACCCCACCCAGUGUAGAGCGAGGUGCAGAUCAAUAGUUCUAGCUUUGGCCCAUCUCCCUGGUACAUUGGCAGGGUUAUGACCAGUUCCGAAGCAGCCACAUAGAGCCACUUACCAUAACAGACCUAAAAUCGCCUACCAGCUCUGAUCACCCCAGGGAGAGACUAUGUUUUCUAACAAGCCACUUAUAGCUAUCAUCACAGCAACAGAGUGGAGCAUUCCAUCCCCUUAUGCAUCUUGCUUCAUUUAAUGAAUAAGUACGUGAGAUUUCCCUUAUGGCCCCCAUUUAGCAGAGCACUUCAGCAGGUGCUUAACUUUAAGCAUGCGCUUAAGCGUGUCCGUAUCCAGCCAAACACAUAAUCGCAUACGUAAAUGCUUUGCUGAAUAAGGACGGAUUUAAGUACAUGGUUAAAGUUAAAUAUAUUUUAAACACUUUGCUGAAUCAGGGCCUAUGGGAAGAAUCCAGAGAGAGCAAGAGAAACGGUGAAAAAGAGCUAAUAUAAAGAUCAGAUGCAGAAUCAAAGCAAAGGGGGAUGUUAUGCAAAAACAAAUAAUUGUUGAUCAUUUGAGAAAACAGCUUUAAUGGGAAGUUGGACGUGGGCAACUGUUAUAACCAAAUUAGCGACUGGGGGUGUGUGGUGUGACAAGAGUUGGUCAUAAAAUUUUCUCUGAAAUUUUUUAACCAAAUUUUGCCAUUUUUUCAAAAAUGGAAAUUUCCAUGAAAACAUUUUUGAUUUUUUUUUUCAAUUUUUCCAUGUUUGGAUGAUUUUCUUUGUUUUGUUUCAAAUGUUUUUCCUUUCUUUUCCAUUGCCAGUUGGAGCGAUCAGUCUAAUGCAAAGCUUUUGAAAAUGAUUCUGAAACAGAAAACUCAUUUUAGACAAUUUUCAUUUUUUGGAAAGAACAAAAAAGUCCAACCAAAACGGCUCUGGAAAAAUUUGAAAAGCAAAAAAUGAGUUAAUUUCAAAACCCAAUGAAACGAAUGAAACUUUAUUGGAAAAUUUUUAAAGCUUUGUAACUUUUUUGGUAAUGGUUGGUUAGCUCUAGUGGUGACUUCACAAUGAUUGCAUGUGUCAUCUCUGAGCAUGCUUAAUUCCAUGAGCCCAAAUCUGAGGGGCAUGAGAGAAAGGGGCAACUGGUUCUGGGAACGGGAAUAUUGGCUCCCGGUGACAGCAGCUGGUGCAAGCUACAUCGUAUUUUCUAAGCAUUUCUCCAUUUUGAGCCAGUGACCACUUUGUCCUGCUUCUCAGCAAAUCCUCUGUCACUCCCAGAGAUGCGCUGUGGUCCCAUCCCUGUACUGAGACACGCUGGCUCAGUUUCCUUGCUCGGUGCUCUGCUUCCAGGUGCGAUGGGACAGGCCAGUGCAAACUGCUGGAGGACAGCUCGGCGGAAACAAAACAACCCACAAAAACCACUGGAAGAAAGGAGGGGUCUCAGCCUGAAAAGAUAGGCCCCUGGACUGCUCUGUCUUAUAGGUGAGGCCCCAAGGAGUAUGUGACACACUCCUUGUCACACUCCAUCUCCUUUCUAGCUCUAAGAAAGUCCGUGGGUGAGAUUUAGCUAAGCCCACGGCCGCUCUACUUCUGCCUUGUCAAUAGUGGCCAUGAGGAGCUGCCCACACGCCGAGGAGAUCUGUUUGCACAGAUAUGCUGAGAUCACUCUCUUGUAAAGCUGCAGAAGCCAAAGUAUAUUUAAAACAUCAAGCCCUAGGAGCCGAGUGACAGCCAGGUUCCCACGGAGGAAGCCGGUCAGUGAGCAGCGUCUCGGCAGGCACCAGCUUUGGCACAGGAGAACUAGAGUGCUGGGAAGGGAGAGCUCAGCAUUACGGCAUCUGCCUCUUCUUGGCCAAGUCUCCCACUCCCUAUCGUCGACGUUCCCGCCGAGACUCAGCAGUGUUGGGCUCCUUUUUGGCCUGGCUGUUCUCUCCGUCACUGAAGCGGAGAUUUGGAAGGCUGCAAAGAUGAGACUCGGGAGGCAACUGUCUCUAAGCGCUGCUCCUUUCUCCUCCUCUUAUGCCCAAUAAAGGCCACUUGGUUGGCAAAUUGCAAGGAGGUUAGAGAGGACUUUGCAAAAUACAGGGUUGCAAAGCACAAUGGGCCUGUUUGUUCCUCAUGACAGUUACCCCCAGCAUUACCCAGGAUGCACUGCAGCAGCCAAGUCACCAAUUGGGCCUUAUCAUUAGUGGUGGUGAUGCUAUCACUGUUGUUGGCCAUGUCUGGAAUUGCCAGUGUUGCUAGCAUCCUUUGUCUCCAGCUGGGCCCAGCCCCCUUACCCCCCUGUCUCUUACUCCUUCUCCUCCAUUUUGUUCUAGGAUGCCGUCAGUUGAUUAAUAAAGUAUUAAUAUAA